AAAACUGUCCAAAAAUUGAAUCGUAAAAACCAAUAUGAAAGACAACAAAUUUCUCGUUCUGCGGAACAAAUAGAAAUGAGCAGAGUAUCUUUAUCUUUAUCUGAGACAUUCAAAGCGUAUCACGCAUACGCUAAACCUGAAGAAAACUUUCUUGUCUUCCAUGUUCAUUUUUCCCUUUCCAUUUCCGAACGGUUUCUUCUAUAUUUAUUUAUAUGUUCGUGAUUGAUGCUAUUGACAACAUACAACUAAGGGGAAAUACGAAUAGUAAUAGAUAGAUGUAUAAUUCAUUAUGCAAUUUUAUAGAAUUAAAUCUUAUUUAUCUUCAGAUAUAAAAACUAUAUUUACCAGCUGAAACACUAACGCAUAUGCAGUAUAAUAUAAUCUACUUAACAAUCUCGUUUUAGUUAUAAUAUGUGAUUAAUUCUUUUGCUAUUUCGCUAUAAACAGUUUCUUGUGCAUACAAUAUUUUUUUAUAGUAUUCUAAUAUAUUGUUAGAUAUUGUAAAGAAAGUAAAGUACAGUUAUUGAAGUUUGGGAACAUUCAAUGUUAACCUUGCUUCAAAAAAUAAUCUUUCGAAUGAAUGGGGAAUAGAUUUUUAGUAUUAUAGUUGGUAUAAUGUCAUCAUUGUUUACAAUGUGUUAGAGUUAAAGAAAUGAGACAAAUUAAUAUUUCAGAAGCAAAUUCAAUAUUUAAAUGAUGUUAUUUUAAAAUGGCAGAUGAUAUGAAUGUUCUUUUUAUACGAGGAAAUGGAAACGAUACAGACUCAGCCAAUGAUAAUGUUUGGGAUGAUAGUGCAUUAAUAGAAGCAUAUGAUAAAGCAAUAUAUUUAGCAAAAGAAGAAGUUAUCAAGCGAAUGGGAAUGGAUGUUGGAAAUUCUCAACCGAAAGAAAACCUACAAAAUCUUAAGCAGCCUAAACACGCAAGUAAAUUACACAAGAAAUGGAUCAUAGGAGCACCUUAUCGUGCAAUAUACUCAGAGGAUGGAGAAACUUAUGAAGCUAUAAUAUCAAAAAUUUACGAAAACAAUGGCUAUGGUAAUACAGAGAAAGUCGAGUUGAGUUCUCUUUUAGAAUCAGAAGGUUUGCAAAGUCAAAUAGCACAACAAAAGAAAGCUUUGGAAGAUAAAUUCAAUGAAGAGAACGAUGAGACUUGUGAGACUAAUUUUUCUACAAAUGUAAAUUCGAAAAAAUAUAAUGUAGAAAAAAUGGAUUGUGACUCUGAAGAAGCAAAUGCGUAUAAACAUCACUUCAUACCGGGACCAUCUUUCAAUUCGAUGACUGAUAUAAUGCCACCUGCACCUCCUUUACCACCACAAUUAAUGGCCAAAUUACCAGAUAAUGAUACAGACGCACUUUCAAGUAUGUUGAUGUCAUGGUAUAUUAGUGGUUACAUGGUAUAUUACACAGGUUAUUACCAUGGUUUGAAACAAGCAAGAAACAAUCAAGAGAACAGGAAGAACUGUUGAUUAUAUCAAUUUUUUCAAUAACAAUAUAACAAUAAUAUAAGAUAUAAUAAAAUAUAAAACUCAUUGUAUUUAUUUACUUCAAUUAUUUGAAAUAAAGAACAGCUUUAUUUUCAUAUAA
Bombus huntii is the source of this 1583-nucleotide messenger RNA. RefSeq names its product survival motor neuron protein-like. The record is from RefSeq and is a predicted model, not a curated record. The coding region runs from base 710 to 1465 and encodes 251 amino acids. The transcript has 6 exons. Lineage: Eukaryota; Metazoa; Arthropoda; Insecta; Hymenoptera; Apidae.